AUGGUAUCCGAUAAUCUCUCCAACAAUCUAAUAACAGAAGAAGAAGCUGAAUUGUAUGACAGACAAAUAAGACUAUGGGGCAUAGAAUCACAAAAUCGACUCAAACAGUCUAAAGUUUUAUUACUUGGUAUGAAUGCAUUGGCUGCAGAAAUAGCUAAAAAUAUUGUUCUGGCGGGUAUCUCCAGCCUCACAAUUAUAGAUGGUCAACAAGUCACUAAUGACGAUUUGGAAAACAACUUCCUUAUACCAUGUGAUUCCGUUGGACUAAACCGUGCCGACGCGGUUAUUGGUCGUACUCAAAGCCUGAAUCCAAUGGUUAAAGUACAAUCUUCUGAGCUGGGAGAUGAUCUAAAAGAUAAAUUUCAAGAAUAUAAUUUGAUCAUCCUUAUAACCGAAUGUUCAAGCGUUCAUUUUAAACAAUGGUCAACUAUAUGUGGCAUUGUGAGUGGUAUGGACAUAGAUACAAGACCAUAUAUAAUAUGUGCAUCAGUAACUGGAUUGUUUGGACUCGCGUUUAUAGAUCUCGGCGCACAUGAAUGUUUGUCUGAAGAUGUGGUAGUAAAGAAAAGAUCAGUGGCAGAAUUAUCAUCUGGUUCAAUUCAAAAGAUAAAUAAAGCUAGCGAACCAUCAAAUACAGAGACGGUACUUGUAAAAAAGACAUUCAACUAUUGUCACCUGUUAGACAGUUCAUGUCUUAUUUCUAACAUGCUAAAAAAUAGAUCACAUGCUAAAUAUAUUCCCAAAGGAUAUUUCCUUAUGCAAGUUUUAAGCCAAUGCUCUAUCGAAGAAGCACCAUUUACCUUACCAUAUUUACAAUCCCAAUGGCAAAAGGUAUCAAAGAUUCUGGAUGUAGAUGAAACAAUUCUUUCCAUUGAAGAUUUAGAAUGUUGCUCUGGUGCUACAAUCCCAGCUGUUAAUCCAGUACUUGGUGGUGUUGUGUCCCAAGAAAUAAUCAGGGCCAUAACACGAAAAGGUGCACCGCAUGGAAACUGGUACUUUUUUAAUGGAUCACAGUGCUCAGUUACUGUCGAUUGGUUACCGCCAGAUGAAAAGUCAUAA
Messenger RNA from Schistosoma intercalatum, 1059 nucleotides. NCBI's taxonomy places the organism in Eukaryota, Metazoa, Platyhelminthes, Trematoda, Strigeidida, Schistosomatidae. The record is from the annotation of a GenBank genome assembly.